CAUUAAUUGACCACUUAUCUUUGUGUGUUAUAAGAGAUUUUAAAUGGUCCAUAGUGGUGAGGAAGGGUAAUCAAAAUGAAGUGCACCAAGAACGCAUCCGACAUAGUUACCUCCAAAUUUUGCAAUUGAGCCGCUAUAUCCCGCAUCUUCAUGAUGUGCUCUCGCACAUCCUUAACGGUUGUGAGACGGAGCGAGGAGAAUUUCACGAUUAAGUUACGACAUGGGUGAGUUUAUGGGUUUUGAAGGAGAUGAAUCCGGUUGUGAACGUCCGGCGACACAAGAUGAAGGUGAGCCCUGUACGAAAGACGUACGAGAUGGAGAGGAAAAGCUGAUUCUGGGCAUUGAUGAUGAAGAAGAUCCGGACAACACAAAUGUAGAUGGUGGUACACCAGACGUCCGUGUAGAAGUUGGGAUGUUGUUUCCGGGAAAAGAUGAUGCAUAUGAUCACUAUAAGAAUUAUGCAAAACGUAUAGGUUUUCCCAUUAGAAUCAGGAGCUCAACGAAAGACAAACAAGGAAACAUAACAUGAAUGUUACACGAAUGUGGCCGUGCUGGAAAAAGAGUUUCAAAGUCCACAAAUUCUUUGUUGCCUGGAGCUACUAGUGCAAUAGGUUGCAAAGCCUGAAUCAAAGUGAUGUAUGACUAUGCCGGGUCAUGGGUAAUUUCGAAAGUGCAUGAAGAGCAUAACCACCCCAUGAGUCCAACCAAAACUAGAGCUUUACGUUGUAACAGGAGAUUGACUAUGAACAUGAGGAGAAAAAUUGAAAUAAAUAUUGUUGCUGGA
Messenger RNA from Cuscuta europaea, 784 nucleotides. Lineage: Eukaryota; Viridiplantae; Streptophyta; Magnoliopsida; Solanales; Convolvulaceae. The record is from the annotation of a GenBank genome assembly.